This is a messenger RNA of Aspergillus udagawae, 1578 nucleotides long. RefSeq lists its product as uncharacterized. The record is from RefSeq and is a predicted model, not a curated record. NCBI's taxonomy places the organism in Eukaryota, Fungi, Ascomycota, Eurotiomycetes, Eurotiales, Aspergillaceae. The transcript has 3 exons. Gene Ontology annotation, biological process: transmembrane transport. Gene Ontology annotation, molecular function: transmembrane transporter activity. Bases 1 to 1578 code for a protein of 525 amino acids.
AUGACAGAAAAUGUCAAUUCUGGUACCGAAUCUAGUAUUCAGCUCUGUCUCUUCCUCGCUGCACUAGACUUUACCAUUGCUACCACUACAAUCCCAACAAUUGUGUCUUCGUUCCACUCUGGACGAAGCUAUGUCUGGAUCGGCUCGGCGUACCAGCUCGCCAGCGCCGCGUCGACGCCCAUCUGGGGGAAGCUGUCGGAUAUAUGGGGACGUAAAUCCAUUUUACUCCUGGCCAUUCUUAUAUUUGCAGCUGGAUCGAUUAUCUGUGCGGCUGCGACAAUGAUGGGGAUGAUGCUAACAGGCCGAUCUAUUCAAGGUGCUGCGGCUGGUGGAAUAGUGAUUUUGGUGAAUAUCUGCAUCAGUGACUUGUUUACUGAGAGAGAAAGAGGAUUCUACCAUGGGCUGACUGGCGUCGUAUGGGGACUUGCUAGUGGCGUUGGCCGUCUGGCUGGGGGUGCCUUUUCCGAGCACGUUUCCUGGCGCUGGAACUGGUGGAUCAACCUUCCUUGUUGUGGAGUCUCGUUUGUUGUUCUGUUCUUCUGUCUCGACCGCGUUCGUGAGAGACAAGCGGGAAUCAGCAGCGGCUUGCGACAAAUCGACUGGCUUGGGACUCUGGCCAUCACGGGUUUGACUACCAUGCCGCUUCUAGGUCUAAAUAUCGGUGGUGUCUAUAGCACAUGGAGAUCCGCGAAGGUGAUCUGUCUUCUCGUGUUCGGAGGCUUCACACUGGCGGCUUUCGUGGUCUAUGAAGCGAAAAUUAUAUCCGAGCAGAAAGCAUUGAUACCGAUGCGCAUUCUACGACGUUUCUCCAACAAUGCGUCAUUGUUUGUCUGCUUCAUGCACGGAUUUGUCAAUGUUUCAUCCUGGUACUUUCUUCCACUAUACUUUCAAUCCAGCCGCUCCCUGACCCCUCUUCAAUCCGGCCUUCUACUUAUGCCAAUGACUGUCAUCCAGGCUGUGACAGGAUUCAUGGCCGGCUUCAUCAUCCGCCGCACCGGCCGGUAUCUCCCAUUGAUCUAUCUCGGUAUGGCCCUUACCACAUUAGCCUUCUCGCUGUUCACUCUUUUGUCCGACAAGUCGACAAUCCCCGCUAUUAUUGGCCUAGAGCUGCUCGGAGGGCUCGGCGUUGGGCUCGUCUUCCAACCUACCCUGAUCGCUCUCCAAUCGUUCGUUCACCAAGACGACGUUGCCACAGCUACGGCCUUUUUUGGUUUUAUCCGGAGCUUUUCUACAUCUGUGUCUAUUGUGAUCGGCGGGGUCGUAUUUCAGAACGAGAUGCAGUCACGUCAAGACAUGCUCCAAAGGCUUCUUCCUGGGAAGGUCGCCAAAGACUUUUCGGGUCAGAGUGCUGCCGCAAAUGUGGCUCUGAUCCAGUCGUUGAGCCAUAAAGAGGCGCAGAUAGUCAAGGCAGCGUAUUCGCAGAGUCUGAGCCGCAUGUGGAUCUUGUGUGCUUGCUUUGCUGCGGCUGGACUGCUCAUGAGUUUCGGCAUUCAGAAUCAAACGUUGCGAACUGAAUUGGUAGACGAAACGUCCGGCUCCACCGCCAGUCAAUCUCGAGCCAGCGAUAACAAAACAUAA